Molecule: messenger RNA, 4102 nt
Organism: Pseudophryne corroboree (corroboree frog)
Lineage: Eukaryota; Metazoa; Chordata; Amphibia; Anura; Myobatrachidae
Product: zinc finger protein ZFP2-like
Exons: 7
Coding region: 429-2744 (771 amino acids)
Biological process (GO): regulation of transcription by RNA polymerase II
Cellular component (GO): nucleoplasm
Molecular function (GO): DNA-binding transcription repressor activity, RNA polymerase II-specific; RNA polymerase II cis-regulatory region sequence-specific DNA binding
Source: RefSeq, a predicted model, not a curated record
UCUGCUCCUGCUGCCUUGUGGGAAUGAUAGAAGGAAGGCGGAGCUCAGACCAGGGGAAAAUGGCCGCCGCUCCUGACGUCACUGCACGGUAGAUGCUAGAAUCAAGUGGGCUAAGGGACCUUUUCCAUUUGGGGGAGGAGUUACGACACAAGGGGGAGGAGCUACGCCAGCGGGAUAGUUCCUCUACUGUCCACGCCACCAACUAUUACCUUUAGUAAUUAGGAGGUGAGCGAAGCGGAGCGGAGCGAGCCACCGUGCCCGAAGCGUGACGAGCGAAGCGAGCCCGCGAGGGUACUUUUCGGGUACCCUGUUCGCCCGUAGCUCCUCCCCCUGUCGACGUAGCUCCUCCCCUCAAUACGUCACAAGGUCCCUUCAGCCCCUCCGAUAUAGAACCAACCGUCACUGCACGGACAGGGAACCUAUUGCUGAUGCCUGACUGGUCUACAAGAAAAUGGCCGCCGGCCUCUUCCACUGAGGACAUGUAUGGAACUCCAGCUGUGGGGAACGGAGUCUUUAUUACACAUUACACGUUCUGUAUUCUCUCUGAUUCACAAAGGAUGGACAAGGACAGGAGUCACAGGACUGAAAAGAUAAUAAAUAUCACCCUGGAGAUCAUCUACCUACUGACUGGGGAGGAUUACACAAUAGUGAAUGGGUGUGAGACACCCAGCAGCCAUCCCCGUGUAUCAGGAGGACUGAGUAGAACCCAGAGCCCAAUCACGGUGCCUCCACCUCACUCACUGACACAUGAGAGACACAAUGACAAGAAGAUCCUGGAACUCACCAACAAGAUCAUUCAACUGCUGACUGGAGUGGAGGAGGAGUAUAUAGAGGAACACAGGGGUCUGUACAAGGACGUGAUGAUGGAGAAUCACCGGCCCCUCACAUCACUGGAUGGACCCAGUAACAGAUAUACCCCAGUGAGACGUCCCCGUCCUCUGUAUUCCCAGUAUUGUACAGAGGAGAAUCACAGAACCUCACAGGAGGAUCAGGUAGAACGUCUUUCUCGUAUAAAGGCAGAAGAUAUAAGGAGAGAAGAAGAGACAUAUGUGACUGAUAUAAAGGCAGAAGAUAUAGAGGAAGAAAAAGAGACGUAUGUGACUGAUAUAAAGGCAGAAGAUAUAAGGAGAGAAGAAGAGACGUAUGUGACUGAUAUAAAGGCAAAAGAUACAGAGGAAGAAGAAGAGACGUAUGUGACUGAUAUAAAGGCAGAAGAUACAGAGGGAGAAGAAGAGACGUAUGCGACUGAUAUGAUGACAGAAGAUACAGAGGGAGAAGAAGAGACGUAUGUGACUGAUAUAAAGGCAGAAGAUACAGAGGGAGAAGAAAAGACAUAUGCGACUGAUAUGAUGACAGAAGAUACAGAGGGAGAAGAAGAGACGUAUGUGAGGGGUGAUCAGCAGUGUAAGGAGGAGGAGAUCCCUACAGAUAUCAGCACAGGAGAUGGACACACAAGCAGGAAUAUCUCAGAAGGACAUCUAAUGUUAUCCCUGGAUUCUGAAAUAACGGAUAAUGACCGUAGACAGGAUUCUCCAGGAGAUAACUCCAUUACCCCAAUUAUACAUCCAGCUCUAUCAGCUGAUCCCCCUGAUCCUGGGGAAUGUUCUCCUGAUCACUCUGAUAUUGGUGCAUCUGUUACAGCUCUGAGAGUAGAUACAGUGUUUCCCUGUUCUGUAGAUGCCAAAUGUUUUACACAGAACACAAACCUUAUUACUCAUCAGCCAGCUAAGGCAGGUGAGAGGCCAUUUUCAUGUUCUGAGUGUGGGAAAUGUUUUACAUAUAAAUCAUAUCUUGUUAGACAUGAGAGAAGUCACACAGGUGAGAAGCCGUAUUCCUGUUCUGAGUGUGGGAAAUGUUUCGCACAGAAAUCAGCUCUUGUUACACAUCAGAGAUGUCACACAGGUGUGAAGCCGUAUUCCUGUUCUGAGUGUGGGAAAUGUUUUGCACACAAAUCACAUUUAGUUAUACAUCAGAGAAAUCACACAGGUGAGAUGCCAUUUUCCUGUUCUGAGUGUGGGAAAUGUUUUGCAUGCAAAUCAUAUUUUGUUAUACAUCAGAGAAGUCACACAGGUGAUAAGCCGUAUUCCUGUUCUGAGUGUGGGAAAUGUUUUGCACACAAAUUAUGUUUAGUUAUACAUCAGAGAAGUCACACAGGUGAGAAGCCGUAUUCCUGUUCUGAGUGUGGGAAAUGUUUUGCACACAAAUCACAUUUAGUUAUACAUCAGAGAAGUCACACAGGUGAGAAGCCGUAUUCCUGUUCUGAGUGUGGGAAAUGUUUUGCACACCAAUCACAUUUAGUUAUACAUCAGAGAAAUCACACAGGUGAGAAGCCAUUUUCCUGUUCUGAGUGUGGGAAAUGUUUUGCACGCAAAUCAUAUUUUGUUAUACAUCAGAGAAGUCACACAGGUGAGAUGCCAUUUUCCUGUUCUGAGUGUGGGAAAUGUUUUUCAUCGACAUCACAUCUUGUUAUACAUCAGAGAAGUCACACAGGUGAGAAGCCAUUUUCCUGUUCUGAGUGUGGGAAAUGUUUUUCAUCGACAUCACAUCUUGUUAGACAUCAGAGGAGUCACACAGGUGAGAAGCCAUUUUCCUGUUCUGAGUGUGGGAAAUGUUUUUCAUCGACAUCACAUCUUGUUAGACAUCAGAGGAGUCACACAGGUGAGAAGCCAUUUUCCUGUUCUGAGUGUGGGAAAUGUUUUGCACGGAAAUCAGUUCUUGUUAAACAUCAGCGAUUUCACAGAUGAGAAGCCAUUUUCAUGCUUUGAGAGAAAUAAAUCUGCUCUUGUUGAACAUAUUAGACAUUACCCAAGUACGGAACCAUUUACAUCUUCUGGAGUAUAAUUAUCACUGCCGUCCAAUGUUCCUCAAGGGUGAAUCCGAUCUCUUAUGCUUUAUAAAAUAUACAUGCUACCACUGGGUGAUAUAAUCAGACGUCAUGGCCUGGUCUACCACUGCUAUGCAGAUGACCUGCUUUUUGCACCAUGUACUGAGAACCUAAUACCAAUCCUAAAUGGUUGUCUAGCUGAGCUCCAGGGGUGGAUGAUGCCAGUUGGCUGUGACUCAGUCUUUGUGAAACAUAAUAGAAGCUCACCAACAAAGGACAAGACUACAGCUUUACCAACCAUCUGGAUUUAUGCUUUGGUGUUCAGAAUUGCAAAAUACUAAACAUGUGCUGAAUCUUUGUGUUGUCCUGGUAUGUGGCUGACACAGACAUCAGGUAUCUGCCACAUACUAAUCCUCGUUCUUUCAUCUGUGGACCAUAGCCAGAAUCAAGCACUUGAUUCCCUCAGAAGUUCAUAGACUACUGCAAUACCAUCUACCUGGGUCACCCAGCAAAAGAAUUACAGAGCUUGCAGAUAGUACAUAAUGCAGCAGCCAAGCUGUUACCUAACCAGCCCGUUCCUGCCACAUAACACCCAUUCUCUGCUCCCUUCACCGGCUGCCUCUAAGAUGACAAAUCUAUUUCAUAAUUGGCUAACUGACCUUCCCAGCCCAACAUUACAUGGUCCAAGGAACUAGAAGCAGCUUCUGCCUCCUUACUGCCCUGCUUGCUUGCUUCUACAGAUAAAGGACUGUUACCAGCAGUACCAAGAAUCUCCUGUCAUUCAUUUAUGGGUUGAACGUUUAGCUUUGACCAUGGAACUCACUGCCUUGCACAGUCCAAGAGGCCUCCACUCUAGAGACCUUCACAAGCAGACUGAUGACUGUUACUCAGCUUUUCAUUAAUGUACCUCUAUUUACUUCCUAAAUAAUACAUCCCAAAUGCUUAGGUCUUUUUUCUGCUGUUUAUUUUGUAUCUUGUGCUUUGUGUAAAUGUGAAUGUCUAAUACCAGUUUGCACAAUCUGUAUUGCUGCACGACAAUAUGGCGGCCAUUGGAACGUGUUUUCACUUCUAGUUUGCCUAACUUGUUGCAGACACUCAUCUUGAUCAGGAGUGCUGAGUGUUUUCUUAUACAAGAUCCUAUCCAUAUAUACCCUGUACAUUAUCAUGUGCAUUAGAGUCACCCGGGUUCCAUCUGCGGUGGUUUGUUGUAUGUUACAUCUAUAUGGUGCGGAUACUCCCCUGUAUGAUUUCAUAAUAAAAGCUUUUGUUUGCAUCUAA